AUGCAAUAGCUCGAAGACAUGUGGAGUCAAUGCCGAGAAGAGGAAAGGGAAAUGUAGAUGUAAGAAGGGCUACUCUGGGAGCCAUACGGGCAGAUGCGAAGCGUCAUGUACGUGUUCUGCAUCCGGUGAUCCACAUUACAAGACUUACGACAACAUGAUGAUUCAUUUUAUGGGAACCUGUAUGUACACUCUCACUAAGUCCACUAUCAUGGGCGACCCAUGUGCAUUUAAUGUGGAGGUGAAGAACGAGCAUCGGAAAGGGAAAACCCACGUAGCAUAUAGUCGAAUGGCGUUUGUUGAAAUCCUCAAUAAAAGAAUAGAAAUUCUUCCUAGCAGAGCUGUUAAGAUAGACGGUGUUCGGAUUUAUUUACCUUACUCCAAGGGUGGUAUAUCUCUCGGAAUAAGUGGUCGGCACGUGCAACUGACAACAGAAUGUAAUGUCAAGGUUCAGUGGGACGGUAGAUCCAACAUUAAGGUCACUGUGCCGAAGGUAUAUGACAGUCAGAUGACGGGAUUGUGUGGUGAUUGUAACGGUAAACAAGAUGACUACCAAACAAAGGAAGGCAAAGAUGUCUCCGGGGAAAAAAAUAAGUUCGUGCUGAUCGGAAACAGCUACACGGUCGCGGAUGUGUCUGAUGAUCCUGCUAAAGUUUGUAAGCCUGAUAACGAUCAAUUUGAAAAAUGUAACAAGGACAACUUACCGCUCGCAUCUCAGUAUUGUGGUAUUCUGAAGGCAUUAGACGGACCAUUUGGGAAAGUGUUGCAGAUGAAGGAUGAACAAUUCCAAUUGUUGGCUGACGAAACAUUUGAUUCUUGUUUAAUUGAUGUGUGCGCAAAUGUUAAAAACCCAAAGGAAGCUGCCUGUUCAUCUAUUGAGGCUUUUGCUACUUAUUUGGAAGACUCCAACUUUAUUGUAGACUGGAGAACCCAAGAUUUAUGCCCAUUGACGUGCGACGAGAAUAUGGUGCCUAGUAUCGCAGCAGAAGCGUGUCCAGAAAAUUGCGUAGAAGAUACCAACAUGCCCGACUAUAUGUGUGAAAUGCCAGUGACUGAAGGCUGUGUGUGCAGGGAGGGAUUCGUCCUCAGUGACACACAAUGCGUUAAGCGUGAAGAUUGUGGUUGUUCACAUAAGGGACAAUACUACAAGAUAGACGAUGAACAUGUGUCCGACGACUGUAAAGAUGUGUACAGGUGUCAACGGAAUGAAACAUCCACAAUGAAUAUUGUAGCUCAACUUGAUGGUUGCAGCAAAGAUGCCGAAUGUGUUAUAAAUGAUGGCCUCAGGCAAUGUGUGUGCAAUCCAGGUUACGGGGGUAACGGAAAAUACUGCACAAAAAUCCCACCUCCCUAUGUUUGUCCAAGUGGUGCCAUGGAGGAGACCGUCAACUGUGAAAAAGGAACCUGUGCUAUUGGAGAUGGACAUACAAAAGUUCUAAACGUAGCUCCAGUAAUGGAAAGCGGCAAAGAAGAAUGUUAUAAAACUGAAUGGUUCGAAGUUUCAAGGAGCAGUAUUACUAUUUUACAACCUGGUUGUGAUAGCGAGUUUGUAGUAUGUUAUCAACAAACAAGCUUCGUUUGUCCGAUUGGUUUAAUGAGUGAAACAAUUACAUGCGAAAAAGGAAACUGUUUAGUCAGUGAUGGCUAUGUCAAAUUGAUAGACGCUUAUGCGGUAAUUACUGGGGAAAAGAAAUCGUGUUUUGAGUCAACUUGGUAUCAAUUGGAAGCGAACAGUAUAACCAUAACUCAACCAGGUUGUGGUAGUGUGUUUCAAGUGUGUUAUGAACAGAAGAUAGAAGUUAAAUUAUCUACUAUCCAGCCAAUCGAGUGUUCCUCAACACAGGUAAUAGGGUGUAGUGGAAAGAUCGGAGAGAAAGUUUAUUGUCCCAUGAAGGGAAAGGGUCGAAUCUUAAAAGUUGAUAUCCCAGACAGUUGGUCUCGAAGUGACAGCAGUAAACCGUGUGAUAAGUCUAUGGUAGAUUUCAACGACAAAGGCAUCUGGCUGAGCGAUGACUGCCUUGCAGCUGAUGCGGAGGCUUGUAUCGGGAAAGCUGUCUGUAGAUCUCCGUGUGGUUCAAACGCUGAAUGUGAGGAUGGAAACUGCAAAUGUAAAGAAGGAAUGCAAGGUGAUCCAUACAAAGAAUGCUUCAAAAUGUGCUCAUGUAGAGCGUAUGGCACUCUACAUUAUCGACAGUUUGAUGGAGAAAAUUUGGAUUUCGGUGGUGCAUGCACCUACGUUUUGUCUCAACUAGAGGAUCAAACAAAACAGUGUUCUUACAUUGUUGAAGUCACCAACAAGGAACUUCAAGGGCAGAAAAAAGGCGUCGUCACUAACUCCGUGACCGUGCAAAUAUAUGGACAAAAAAUUGAUCUUUUCAAGAAGCAAAAGGUCAAGGUCGACAACCAGUCUGUAACACUUCCAUACCGUACCCCAUCUGGGAAAAUUGACAUUGUAAAAAGAGGCAGUACCGUGAAUGUAAUAGCAUCUGAGUGUAACAUCAUUGUGUCGUAUAACGGACGCAGGAAUACUGUCGUCAGAGUUCCUAAAACCAAAGCAGACACUGCAACAGGAAUAUGCGGAAACUGCAACAGUGAGCGAAACGAUGACUAUAUUGUACAAAAUAGCGUAGAAAUUCCCAGUGGUGACCCGAAUCGUGCUACAACUUUCAUCACUGAAUACUUGGUAAAAGACUCCGGAGACAAUUUGAACAAUGCUAAGUGUUUGAAACCAGUUCAACAGCCGAUUUGUCCAUCUGGAAUUCAAAUGAUCCUCAAGCGAUUGGCUUGCAAUAUGGUGGAUGUAUCCAGCCUCAGGUCUUUAGCAACAAGUCCGUUUUCUACAUGCAUGAAAUUUAAUGCAGCAGAGGCAACAGCUAUCUCAAAUGCAUGUCUCAAUGAUGCUUGCAUGCUCUUUAAGGACAUAAAGAAAUUGAAAAGUGCUGCUUGUGCUGUCUAUGAGAACUAUGCAGCACUUUGCAGAGAAGAGUAUGGUAUUUCCGUGACUGGCUGGAGGUUCAGGACAAACUGUCGUAUAAAGUGUGGGGAUAACAUGGAAUACACGGAUUCAGCAACGGGCUGUCAGCCUACUUGUGGCCCCCCGCCGCCUGCUGAAAUGUGUACGUUGCCGUACGAGGGAUGUGUCUGUAAGAUGGGAUAUCUAUUAAGUGGCGACAAAUGUGUAAAAGAAUCAGAGUGCGGUUGUGUCACACCUCUUGGCAAACACAUGCAAAUUGGCGAUCAGUUAACUGAAGACUGUGAUGGAUCUUACGAAUGCAUAGACGAUAAUGGAAUCCCUUCAGUAAAGUAUAUACGUAAAGGUUCUGGCUGCUUUGAGAAUGCAAAAUGUGUGAAGGUCGAGGGUAACUUCAAGUGUCGGUGCAAUGAGGGUUUCAAUGGUGAUGGUAUCACGUCAUGUGACGAACUACUUCCAGUUGUUAACGAGGAAGAAGAAGGUUUACUAGAACCGACGGUGGGUCCUUUGGCAAUCCCAGUUGAUGAUAUCAACGAAUGUUCUACGGGACAACAUACCUGUUCACAAUUUGCUGAUUGCAUCAACGAGGUUCCUGAAUUUUCCGGAACUUGCAAAAACUGGGGGAAAACGACCCAUAUAAGUUAG
This is a messenger RNA of Mizuhopecten yessoensis (Yesso scallop), 3613 nucleotides long. RefSeq names its product zonadhesin-like. The record is from RefSeq and is a predicted model, not a curated record. NCBI's taxonomy places the organism in Eukaryota, Metazoa, Mollusca, Bivalvia, Pectinida, Pectinidae. The transcript is spliced from 17 exons. Bases 155 to 3613 code for a protein of 1152 amino acids.